CUCUCUGCUUGCUCCGGCUCCCGUGUGGCCCUCUCAGUGAGAUUUACAGACAAGACCCAGAGAGGUCCAGACCGACACGGGGCACAUUGAAUUCAAUUUGCUGGGAAACGGCUCUGGAAAGGCCUGAGCCUGAACUCUUCCUUGGGAGCAGCAAGAGGGAGUCCCAACCAUGGGUGAGGUGACAGCUGAGGAGGUAGAGCAGUUCCUGGACUCAAACAUUGGCUUUGCCAAACAAUACUAUAAUUACCACUACCGGGGGAAGGUCAUCUCAGACCUCCUCGGGGCCAAGGAGGCAGCGGUGGACUUCAGCAACUACCACACGGUGAAUAGCGUGGAGGAGAGUGAAAUCAUCUUUGACCUGCUGCGGGACUUUCAGGAGAACCUCCAGGCUGAGAAAAGCACAUUCAACGUCAUGAAGAAGCUCUGCUUCCUCCUGCAGGCUGACCGCAUGAGCCUGUUCAUGUACCGGACCCGCAAUGGCAUCGCAGAGCUCGCCACCAGGCUCUUCAAUGUCCACAAGGAUGCCGUCCUGGAGGACUGCUUGGUGGUGCCUGACUCCGAGAUCGUCUUCCCUCUGGACAUGGGUGUGGUGGGUCACGUCGCACACUCCAAAAAGAUCGCCAAUGUCCCCAACACAGAGGAGGAUGAGCAUUUCUGUGACUUUGUGGAUGAACUCACAGAGUAUCAGACCAAGAACAUCCUGGCUUGCCCCAUCAUGAAUGGGAAGGACGUGGUAGCCAUCAUCAUGGCUGUGAAUAAAAUAGACGGACCCCACUUCACCAAGAGAGACGAAGAGAUUCUUCUCAAGUACCUCAACUUCGUGAAUCUGAUCAUGAAGGUGUACCAUUUGAGUUACCUGCACAGCUGUGAGACUCGGCGUGGCCAGAUACUGCUGUGGUCUGGGAGCAAGGUCUUUGAAGAGCUCACGGAUAUAGAGAGACAGUUCCACAAAGCCCUGUACACAGUCCGGGCUUUCCUCAACUGUGACAGAUACUCCAUAGGCCUCUUAGACAUGACCAAACAGAAGGAAUUUUUUGAUGUGUGGCCAGUUCUGAUGGGUGAGGCUCCAGCCUACUCAGGUCCCAGGACUCCAGAUGGAAGGGAAAUUAACUUUUACAAGGUCAUUGACUACAUCCUGCACGGCAAAGAAGACAUCAAAGUAAUCCCGAACCCACCUGCUGACCACUGGGCUCUAGUGAGUGGUCUCCCCACCUACGUGGCCCAAAAUGGCCUGAUCUGCAAUAUAAUGAAUGCGCCGGCAGAGGACUUUUUUGCAUUCCAGAAGGAGCCCCUGGAUGAGUCUGGGUGGAUGAUUAAAAAUGUGCUCUCCAUGCCCAUCGUCAACAAGAAGGAAGAGAUCGUCGGCGUGGCCACGUUUUACAACCGCAAAGAUGGGAAGCCCUUUGACGACAUGGACGAGACCCUCAUGGAGUCUUUGACUCAGUUCCUGGGCUGGUCAGUCUUGAACCCUGACACCUACGAGUCCAUGAACAGACUUGAAAACAGGAAGGACAUCUUCCAGGACAUCGUCAAAUAUCAUGUGAAGUGUGACAACGAGGAAAUCCAGAAGAUCUUGAAAACCAGAGAGGUGUACGGGAAAGAGCCGUGGGAAUGCGAGGAGGAGGAACUGGCAGAGAUCCUGCAAGGAGAACUUCCAGAUGCCGAGAAAUAUGAAAUCAAUAAGUUUCACUUCAGCGACCUGCCGCUCACGGAGCUUGAGCUGGUGAAGUGCGGCAUACAGAUGUAUUACGAGCUCAGAGUGGUGGAGAAGUUCCACAUCCCGCAAGAGGCCCUGGUGCGCUUCAUGUACUCACUGAGCAAGGGCUACCGGAGAAUCACCUACCACAACUGGAGGCACGGCUUCAACGUGGGGCAGACCAUGUUCUCCUUGCUGGUGACAGGAAAGCUGAAGCGGUACUUCACGGAUCUGGAGGCCUUGGCCAUGGUCACUGCUGCCUUCUGUCAUGACAUUGACCACAGAGGCACAAACAAUCUCUACCAGAUGAAAUCCCAGAACCCACUGGCCAAGCUCCAUGGGUCCUCCAUCUUGGAAAGGCAUCAUUUGGAGUUUGGUAAAACACUUCUGAGAGACGAGAGCUUGAAUAUCUUCCAGAACCUGAAUCGCCGGCAGCAUGAGCACGCGAUCCACAUGAUGGACAUCGCCAUCAUCGCCACGGACCUGGCCUUGUAUUUCAAGAAAAGGACCAUGUUCCAGAAGAUUGUGGAUCAGUCAAAGACAUACGAGAGCCCCCAGGAGUGGACCCAGUACAUGAUGCUGGAGCAAACACGGAAGGAAAUCGUUAUGGCCAUGAUGAUGACCGCCUGUGACCUCUCAGCCAUCACCAAACCCUGGGAGGUGCAAAGCAAGGUAGCUCUGCUGGUGGCUGCUGAAUUCUGGGAGCAAGGUGACCUGGAGCGCACGGUGCUGCAACAGAAUCCCAUUCCCAUGAUGGACAGAAACAAGGCAGAUGAACUCCCUAAGCUUCAAGUUGGCUUCAUUGACUUUGUGUGCACCUUCGUCUAUAAGGAAUUCUCCCGUUUUCAUGAGGAAAUUACACCCAUGCUGGAUGGGAUAACCAACAACCGCAAGGAAUGGAAGGCACUGGCUGACGAGUACGAGGCCAAGAUGAAGGCACUGGAGGAGGAGAAGCAGAAGCAGGAGCCGGCCAAGCAAGCUGCUUCCGGGAACCAGGCAGGAGGAAACCCCAACCCAGGGGGCGCACCUACAUCCAAGUCCUGUUGCAUCCAGUAGCUGAGGGCACGGCUGGCAGGGGGCACAGCCCUCAAGAAGGAAGGGAUCGCCCAGGCCAGUGGAAAGCCAUACAUCUUCUCGGAAAGUUAAAGAAUCAGGAGUUGAGAACUGAUGGGAAAUACAGCAGGCAUCUGUAUCAUCAAGAGGUUUUAGACAUUGUUUUGUUGCAGUUUUGGUUUUUAUUUUUAUGUUUUGUUUUAGACAGGAACUUGCUGUGUAACCCUAGCGGUCCUGGAACUCGCUCUGUA
Molecule: messenger RNA, 3000 nt
Organism: Myodes glareolus (Bank vole)
Lineage: Eukaryota; Metazoa; Chordata; Mammalia; Rodentia; Cricetidae
Source: RefSeq, a predicted model, not a curated record